AUGGAAGGGAGAAACAAGACGCCGGUGCAGGUAACCACGAUCACACUUUGUGGAGCCACUUGGAGACCCAGGCUGAGCGUCUCUCGUUCCGGAACGCCCACUAGCAACGCCAAAAACAAGAUGGCAAACGUGUUCACCCGCCGGAGUCGGCUUCCCCGCAACAUCACCUUCACAGACCACGGGCCGGUCAACACCCAGCCCCGCCUCAUCCCCAGGAAACUCUCCCCGACACGCCUGCACAACCCCCAGCCUGUGGGACUGGUGUAUCAGAGCCCCUACAACAGGGACAACCAGACAUUUGGCAUCUGGGAACCGGACCUACCGCUGUGCAGAAGCCGUUUCCCUGACAUGUUCAGACAUCUAGGUCUGACGAAUUUUUCCACUGGACGCUGCCACACUUUCACUGUGCCCAAGUUUGAAAAAGGCGGAGCUCCGGACAUCAAUCACUCCCUUGACUCCACAUACCGGCAGAAGUUCCAGUGGCCGCGCACGCCCGAUCCCAGGUUCAGGGCCGGGGAGAAGACAACCCGCUUCGGAAACAGACCCGACGACGGCCCGGCCAGAGGUGUAGUUCCCAGGAUGGGUUUGCCGCCCAUCGCCACCAAGAUCACGUUACAGAGUCGGCCUCCUUCCAGAGUCUCCUCCCGGGCAGGCGCCACGUCUCCCAAGAAAUGCCCGAAGUCCCCAACAAAAGCCCCGCCAUCUUCAAGGAAGGCAUCCACAGAAGAUACCACAGUGCAGUAA
Molecule: messenger RNA, 744 nt
Organism: Branchiostoma belcheri (Belcher's lancelet)
Lineage: Eukaryota; Metazoa; Chordata; Leptocardii; Amphioxiformes; Branchiostomatidae
Exons: 5
Coding region: 1-744 (247 amino acids)
Source: RefSeq, a predicted model, not a curated record